Mollisia scopiformis is the source of this 3160-nucleotide messenger RNA. RefSeq names its product glycoside hydrolase family 2 protein. The coding region runs from base 374 to 2953 and encodes 859 amino acids. Gene Ontology annotation, molecular function: beta-mannosidase activity. The transcript has 4 exons. The record is from RefSeq and is a predicted model, not a curated record. Gene Ontology annotation, biological process: carbohydrate metabolic process; glycoprotein catabolic process. NCBI's taxonomy places the organism in Eukaryota, Fungi, Ascomycota, Leotiomycetes, Helotiales, Mollisiaceae.
ACUCAAUGUCUUCGUCUGGCAUACGAAUCCAUCACGGAACCAGAGCCUCCGCACCAAAAGCAGUUAAACACGACCACCAAACCCCACCAUCAGCCUCAGAAGUUCUGAAGCUCACCAAUUACCCCCUCGAGCUUCAAGAAUGGGAGCCCCCACGAUCCAAAGUGGGAUGACGAUGGAGGGGUUCUUUCGUUCUUGGCGGGGUACAACGUUGCGGGCGGGGCGGAGUCUGUACUCUACCUAGGUAUGGAGGGGUAGCUCAUCUUCCUCUCCUGAUCUUAUAUACCUACCUCCAAUACUCAAACUCAACUCAACUUUCUUCUUUCUUACUCUCUCUACUUAACCAAAACAUACACCUCUCUAUAUAUCUUCCACCAUGCAGCUCCAAACCAUCCCAAUAAACAAAAACUGGCACUUCAAACAAACCACCCCCCUAAACGCCUCCUGCGCCUCCACCUGGUUACCAGUCUCCCAGUUCCCAACAGUAGCACACCUCGAUCUCCUGCACCACAACCUAAUCCCCGACCCCUACAUCGACACCAACGAGCUCUCCUGCCUCUGGGUCAACGACGCCGAUUUCUCUUACCGCACCACGUUACCCCCCAUCCCAUCCCUAACAUCUCCCGCCCAGAAAAUCGUGCUGGUUUUCGAUGGCUUGGAUACCAUCGUUUCCGUUUAUCUUAAUGAGAAGCUUAUUCUGGAGAGUAAUAAUAUGCAUAUUUCGCACCGGGUAGAUGUCACUUCCCUGCUGUCCUCCUCUUCGUCAUCAGAGAAUGUACUGGAAUUAAAGUUUACCAAUGCACCAGCGUACGCGAAAAGGGAGAUGAAGAGGAUAGGGUACAAGGGCAAUGGAACAGAUGUCCAUUUCGGCGGCCCCGAGAGGCUGUUUGUCAGGAAGGCGCAGUUCCAUUGGGGGUGGGAUUGGGGGCCUGCGGUUAAUACGUGUGGGCCGUGGAAAGGGGUCAGGAUGGAGGUUUUUGAACAGAGGGUAGGGGGGCUGGUUGUGAGGCAGAAAGUGGAGGAGAGUUUAGAGAGUGUGAUGGUUAGUGUGAAAGGGAAGGUGGAGGGAGGUGCGGAGAAAGUGGUGCUUGUGGUCACGGAUCCGGAGGGAGAGGUGGUGGGGAGGGAGACGGUGGGUGUUAAUGCUGAGGGAGCGUUUGAGGGGGAGGUUAAGGUUGAAAAGCCGAGGCUGUGGUGGCCGUUUGGGUAUGGGGAGCAGCCGCUUUAUACGGUGAAGGCGGAGAUAGAAGGUUCUCAUCUGGUGGAGAGGAGGGUGGGGGUUAGAAAGUUGAAGUUGUUGCAGCAUGGGUUGGAGGGGGAGGAGGGGACGAGUUUCACGUUUGAGGUUAAUGGGGUAAGGAUCUUUUGCGGGGGGAGUUGUUGGAUUCCGGGUGAUUUUAUGCUCCCAAGAAUGACGGAGGAGAGGUACAGAGAUUGGUUGACGUUGGCGAAAGAGGGGAACCAAGUCAUGAUUAGGGUUUGGGGAGGAGGCAUAGUUGAGUCUGAUGAUUUCUAUAAUUGCUGUGACGAGCUGGGAAUAUUGGUUUGGCAGGACUUUUUGUUCGCUUGUGGGGAUUAUCCUGCUAGUGAUGACUUCUGCGAAUUAGUCAAGAAAGAGGCAGAACAACAAGUCAUCCGCGUAGGCCACCACGCUAGCCUCGCUAUCUGGGCGGGCAACAAUGAAGAUUACAUGCUAGCCGAGCGCUGGGGCUGGGAAUAUGAUCCCAAAGAUCAGGAAGGACCAUGGGACCAUACGAAUUUCCCAGCAAGGAAGAUCUACGAGAGGAUCUUGCCAGAAGUAUGUGAGCGUCUGGCAGGGGAUGUGCCGUAUUGGAGGAGUAGUCCUUAUGGCGGGGAAACAAGUAACGAUUUGCGUGUUGGAGAUACACAUAUCUGGGACGUCUGGCACGGCAAAAUGUCUCCCUUCCAAGACUACAAAGCCUACACCUCCCGCUUCAUCUCCGAAUUCGGCUUCGAAUCCGCGCCCUCCCUCCGCACGCUUCAUACCGCCAUCACCUCUCCCUCCGAACGCCACUGGCAAUCCCUAACCUUCGAUGCCCACGACAAAGGACCUGGCCACCAACGCCGCUACGGCAUGUAUUCCGGCGAGAAUUUCCGCUUCCGCUUCAACCCCCUCUCCGAUUUCGUCUACUGCACGCAAUUCCUGCAAGCUGAGGCGAUGAAAUACGCGUACAAUCACUGGAGACGCGAAUUCAGGGGCCCAGGGAAGGAGUUCUGUUCGGGGAUUUUGGUGUGGCAGCUAAAUGAUGUGUGGCCGGGCACGAGCUGGGCGCUGGUGGAUGUGAGGGGGGAUCGGAAGGCGAGUUUUUAUAUCACGAAGAGGGCGUUGGUGAGGGUUGGGGUGGGGAUGGAGAGGGUUGUUACGGGGAGUGUGCCGUAUAUGGUUACGUCGUAUCCGGCACCCAAGAGGAAGUUGGCGGUUUGGGCGGUGAAUGGGUUUUUGGGGAAGUUGGAUUGUAAGUUGAGGUUGAAGGCGUUUGAGAUUGAGACGGGGAAGGAGGUUGAGUUGGGAGAAAGGGAAAGGGACGUCGUGUUGGAGGGGAAUCAGACGACGGAGUUGUUGGAAGUGGAGCUGGGGAAGGAGGCAGAGAAGAUGGUUGUUGUGGCUUAUCUUGAUGAUAGCAAGACUGGAGAGAGGUUGGCGAGAUGGGUUGAUUGGCCAGAACCUUUGAAAUUCGUUCAUUUCUCUAAGAACCCGAAUGUUCAAGCCAAGGUUGUUGGGCAAGAAGUGGUGCUGAGUGCGGAUGCGCCGAUCAAGGGCGUGAUGUUGAGCGUUCCGAUAAGUGAAGGAGGAGAUGAUGCUAGGUGGGAUGAUAAUUUUGUGGAUUUGGUGCCGGGAGAGGAAGUUAGGAUUGGUGUUAAGGGGCUUGAGGCAAGGAAGGUUGAGACCAGAUGGCUGUGUGAUUGGGAGAAUGAGAAGGGCUUUGAGUUGUGAUCGGUGAAAGGUGUCUAGAAACGGAAAAGUAAAUGAUCUAUCUUGGAAGUGUGUUAUUGUGAGGGGACCACCAGAGCUUGUGAUUUGUCUGAGUAUCAGUGCCUUUCUUGAUACUUCGAUGCUUGAAGCCCACUCAAUGAGAGUCAUUUAAUUCUGCUUGAUACCAUUGUAUAAAGCUUCCUCUGCAACGAGUCUCCUUCAAAGGUG